UGAAAAAAUAUCCUAUGUUAACACAAAACCCCAUUCACAAAACGUAUUGACUUUGGGACGAUGGAUCCGGAAGUGCUAAAAUGCUAACUCGUUUCUGGGUUUUACCUACAAAAAUAUGCAUGUGGCACUCUAGACCAUUACCUCUCAGAGCAGUUACCUGGGCCAUGAUGGGCAUCUGCUCUAACUGUAGCAGCACACUUAUUUAUUGACUUCUUUUAUUAUUAUUAUUCACAAUGUUGAGUGACAACAGAGGCCAAAUCAUAAUGGUAACUCAAAUCCUGGAAAUGAUGAACAAUUUAUCAUAAUGACUAGUCUAAUGUAUGGAUGUAUGCAUGUACGUACGGUAAAUAUACAACAUAAAUGUACACAAAACUUUUACCUUUGUUUUAUUGGUAUAUUUAGCAUUAUUGUAUGUAGUUUCAGAUCAUGUUGGGAGGAUCUGAACUAGUGGCUAAGCCAGAAGGGUUUCCCAGUAUGGAAAAACCGCACCAUUGUGCACUGUAUUAUACUUUUACCAUUAUUUAAAUUGUGUUAGGCUAUAAUAUAUAUAUUUUUUACUUUAAUUGACAAUUAAUUGAUGUAGUUUGCAAAUAUAGUCUUCUGCCAUUCUCCUCUACCAGCUAAACUGCUACAUAGGUGAGUGCAUUUACAAUUAUUCAUUUAGUUUUUGUCCGAUUUAAAUUAGAAAUGAGGAAUACAAGCAAUUUGGCUUAGGAGGAGGCAAUAGCAGCAAUACAUGGUUUGAAUCAUUGUCUAGAACUUUAAAAGCAAGGAGAGGAGUAGAUGUGAAAGAAAGAUAUUUUGCUUUUAUUUUAGAAAUAGUUAGGAGGAUGCAGUUAAAGAGUUUCAGAAUGAAUGUAGACAGUGUCUAAGAACUGAAAUGAAAUUCUUGUUGACGUUCUAAUAAUCCACUUUGAACUUCUAAGAAUCAAACAUUUUGAUAACAUUCGUGAAAGUCAUUUUAAUGUUAGCUACAACUUAAACUGCUUUUGGUUUUGUGUUAAAAUAGUUUAAAACAAGCAGGUUCAUGAAUCUAUGACACCACAGUUUUGAAAUGGUUUAGUCACUAUAGUUUAUAUGCAAGAAACCAUCUGAAAAUAAGGAAUCUGGCAGGCCUCAAGUAGAGGCCUUCUUUGGUCUCAGUCAAGGCAAGCCACUUGUUUCAAACUUAUUUUAUUUCCUCUCAGAGGGUAAAAUAAUAUAGGUUUUGUUGAUUACAAGGCAUUGUAAUCGUUACUUUUUACUUUUUUUUGUGAAUUGUUUAAUAGUUCUAAAUUGGAUCUAAAUUCAUUCAUGUUUUUUAAUAUAAAUUGAAAUAUAAAUAUCUUUUUACAUCCACAUUAUGGUGAGUUUUUAUAAAUGGAAAUAAUAUUAUUUGCUAAUAAAUAUAUUACUAAGCACAAAGCCUCAGUAAUUACUGACGUUACAUAGAACGUAACAUUUUACGUCCCCACCGUGACUAUCCCCUCCCCCACCCCGCUGGAUUCACACCUGCGACACGGGCUGCGAGAUACUCCAGACACAGCGCGCUGCAGAGGAGAGAAGAUGUCUAUGGAUAAUGAAGAUGAAACUAGUUACAAGUCAUCUACGUAUGGCAGCUCUGGAUGUACAGUGGAUGAUCUGACAGAUGGUCCUGAAAAGACGACUACGAUAGAUGGUCCUGAAAAGAAGACAAAGUUUCAAAGCCAUCACCUGAGUCGCCUCCAAAAACUUAGAGCGCAUCACAAUGUUUGUGAAGAUCGAUACUUGAAGGCGCAAAUUUUUUUUUUAAAAGAUGAACGUGAAAAGACUUUAUUUUUACAUCAGCGCAUGACAACAAAGCUCAACACACGCACAACAGAAGAAUCUCCUUCAAAUUCAGAGUUGAGCGAGGAUGAAUAUAUACCAGAGACAGAGGAAGAAUCAGACUCUGAAUCAGACAAUAAAUGGAGUGAGUGUGUGUCAUCUCAGGCACUCCGAAAUUUGAGCGAGGCAAAAUGGAACUGUCCACAACUUCUUCCCUUUGCUGACGAUGUGAAAAAAAUGCACCAGUAUCUUGACAGACAGAGUAAGGAAUACCAAGCAAAACUUGAAGAAGAACCAAGUAACAAGCACUGGGCAGAACUUGCAAAAGUGACACUCUGUCAGGUGAUACUAUUCAAUCGUAGAAGGGAAGGAGAGGUAUCCAAGAUGGCCCUUAAUGCUUUUAUAUUGAGGGAUACCUCAUCGACUCAUCCAGAUGUAGAGCUUGCUCUGUCAGACCUUGAGAAAAGACUUUGUAAGCACUUCCAGAGAAUCGAGAUAAGAGGCAAACGUGGACGAAAGGUCCCCAUUCUACUUACACCUGAAAUGAUGAAAUCAUUGGAGUUACUGGUGAACCAUCGCCGCGAGUGUGAUGUGCUUGAUGAGAAUGCAUUUGUGUUCGCGAGACCACAAGCCCUCAGCCACUUCAGAGGUUCAGAAGCUAUUCGUGAAAUUGCUCGAAGCUGUGGGGCUAAACAUCCAGAGGCAUUGUCCUCUACUAAACUGAGAAAGCACAUGGCCACCAUGUCCAAGGUCCUCAACUUGAAGGAUAAUGAAAUGGAUGACCUUGCUGACUUUUUAGGACAUGACAUCAGGGUGCAUCGGCAGUUCUACAGGCUACCUGAAGGUACCUUACAGCUGGCGAAAAUCAGCAAAGUUCUAAUGGCCAUGGAACGAGGUCAGAUAGUAGACUUCAAAGGAAAAAAUCUCGAUGAGAUCCAGAUUGAUCCAAAAGAGCUGGUACUGAUGGACAGUGAUGUAUCAGACUCUGAAAAUGAGAAAGCGAUGACUGGAAAUUAUCCUUCAAGUUCAGCAGGCAAGAACGAUAAAAAAGUGCAUCCGAUUGGCAAGGACUUGAGGAAACCACACGCAGCAAAGAAAUCUUCAAAAAACGCACGGAGAAAGUGGUCCACAGAAGAGAUCCAGGCUGUGGAAGAAACCCUAAUGAACUGCAUCAGGUCUGGAAAAGUUCCUGGAAAAGCCCAGUGCAUGGAGUGCAUUGAAAGGUCCCCAUCAGCACUUCAAGGGAGAAGUUGGAAAGGGGUGAAAUUUUAUGUUAAAAAUCGCAUUGAUUCCAUGAAGCGUAAAAUGUAAAACGAUAGAGCCUUUAUCAAGAUGUUUUUCCCAUGUUUGUGGAUAGGAUAGCAUUGGUUUGUUGAAAACUUAAAAUUAAAGGUAAAGGGCCUUUAUAGGGCUGGGUUAUAAUUUUAUGUUAAAAAUCACAUUGAUUCCAUGAAGCGUAAAAUGUAAAACGCUUGAGUCUUUAUCAAGAUGUUUUUCCCAUGUUUGUGGAUAGGAUCGCAUUGGUUUGUUGAAAACUUAAAAUAAAAGGUAAAGGGCCUUUAUAGGGCUGGGUGAUAUAUCACAUGUGAUUAUUUAUGCACAUCUCAUCAGUAAAGCAGUUUCCAUUAUUAGUAGUAAAUCGCUAUCACCUGCUUUCCAAAGAUUUUCUUUCAGAUGAAGCAGCAUUUACUACACAGAGACAUAGUUUACUGACAAACUAUGCAAUAUCACAUUAAUUAUUGUAGGUGAUACGUCCGUGAUAAUGAAUGUGAUAUUGCAUAGUCUCUGUGUAGUAAAUGCUGCUUCAUCUGAAAGCUUUACUGAUGAGAUAUGCAUGAUAAUCACAUGUGAUAUGUCACCAAGCCCUAGGCCUUUAUCAAGAUGUAUUUUUCCCAUGUUUGUUGUUGGGAUGUUAAAUCCGUUAAAUAAAGAAUACUGACUAAUCAA
Paramisgurnus dabryanus is the source of this 3732-nucleotide messenger RNA. The record is from RefSeq and is a predicted model, not a curated record. Lineage: Eukaryota; Metazoa; Chordata; Actinopteri; Cypriniformes; Cobitidae.